Saccharomyces paradoxus is the source of this 1932-nucleotide messenger RNA. It is a transcript of the gene UTP5, whose product is annotated as Utp5p. Gene Ontology annotation, molecular function: protein binding. Gene Ontology annotation, biological process: maturation of SSU-rRNA from tricistronic rRNA transcript (SSU-rRNA, 5.8S rRNA, LSU-rRNA). Gene Ontology annotation, cellular component: nucleolus. The coding region runs from base 1 to 1932 and encodes 643 amino acids. The record is from RefSeq and is a predicted model, not a curated record. The transcript has a single exon. NCBI's taxonomy places the organism in Eukaryota, Fungi, Ascomycota, Saccharomycetes, Saccharomycetales, Saccharomycetaceae.
AUGGAUUCUCCUGUUCUACAGUCCGCUUACGACCCAUCAGGUCAAUAUUUGUGUUAUGUCACUGUAGCUUUAGACAAGCAACGUGUUGGUGUACAGCCCACCCAGAGGGCCACUUCCUCCGGAGUCGAUACAGUAUGGAAUGAGAACUUUCUGUAUUUGGAGGACUCAAAAUUGCAGGUUACAUGCUUAAAAUGGGUAACCCUAGCUUCUUCCGAUACAGUGACCAUUAUAUUAGGUAUGAAUAACGGUGAAAUCUGGCUAUAUUCCGUGUUGGCUAACGAAGUCACGUAUAAAUUCACUACAGGAAAUUCUUACGAAAUCAAAGACAUAGAUUUGAUUGGUAACCAACUGUGGUGUAUCGACUCCAGCGACGCGUUCUAUCAAUUUGAUCUUUUACAAUUUAAACUGUUACAACAUUUUAAAAUAAACAACUGCGUUCAAUUGAAUAAAUUAGCCAUUGUUCCCGCGGGAAAUUCUGCCACACAACUUUUGGUUGCAUCCCAUUCCAUUUCUUUAAUCGAUAUCGAAGAGAAAAAAGUCGUAAUGACAUUUCCAGGUCAUGUAUCUCCAGUGUCGACGUUGCAAAUUAUAACUAACGAUUUUUUCAUAUCAGGUGCAGACAGUGAUAGAUUCUUGAACGUAUAUGAUAUUCAUUCCGGCAUGACCAAAUGCGUCCUUGUGGCCGAAUCAGAUAUCAAAGAGUUGUCCCAUUCAGGUCAAGCUGAUUCUAUCGCAGUCACUACUGAGGAUGGUAGCCUGGAAAUUUUUGUUGAUCCAUUGGUAUCGAACUCAACGAAGAAGAGAGGCAACAAGUCAAAAAAAUCUAACAAGAAGAUUCAAAUCGCCAGUAAAGACGGCAGGAAAGUUCCGAUUUAUAACGCGUUUAUUAAUAAAGAACUUUUGAACGUAUCAUGGUUACAAAAUGCUACAAUGCCUUACUUCAAGAACUUGCAGUGGAGAGAAAUUCCCAAUGAAUACACCGUCGAAAUUUCCCUAAAUUGGAGUACUAAAAAUAAGUCCGCUGAUCGUGACUUGCAUGGUAAAGAUCUGGCUUCAGCCACCAACUACGUCGAAGGUAAUGCGAGAGUCACUUCUGGAGAUAACUUCAAGCAUGUUGAUGACGCUAUAAAGAGUUGGGAAAGAGAAUUGACUUCUUUCGAGCAAGAGCAGGCCAAGUCCCCGCAGGCCAAUGAACUACUAACAGAGACUUUCGGCGAUAAGCUAGAAUCAAGCACCAUUGCUAGGCUUAACGGGAAAAAAACUAAUUUGAAAGGUUCUAAUCUCAAGACUGCCACGACAACAGGUACAGUAACAGUAAUUUUGUCGCAAGCAUUACAAUCAAACGACCAUUCACUAUUGGAAACAGUGCUCAAUAAUCGUGACGAGAGAGUCAUCAGAGAUACUAUAUUCCGUUUGAAACCAGCGCUGGCUGUCAUUCUCUUAGAAAGGUUGGCAGAGAGGAUUGCCAGACAAACUCACCGUCAAGGUCCGUUAAACGUAUGGGUGAAAUGGUGCUUGAUCAUACACGGUGGCUAUUUGGUUUCCAUUCCAAAUUUGAUGUCCACUUUAUCGUCGUUGCAUUCCACCCUGAAAAGGCGUUCCGAUUUAUUACCAAGACUACUAGCACUGGAUGCCAGGUUAGACUGUACUAUCAAUAAAUUCAAGUCUUUGAAUUUAGAAACAGGUGACAUGUAUUCAUCAGAACCAGUUGUCGAAGAAGAUGAAGACGACGUCGAAUAUAAUGAAGAGCUCGAUGAUGCCGGUCUUAUAGAGGAUGGCGAAGAAUCUUAUGAAAGUGAAGACGAAGAAGGUGAUAGUGACAGCGAAGAGGAAGAGAAGCAUGCCUCAUCGAAGCAAGAUGGCCGCUCAGAAAGGGAGCAGACCAACCAUGACGAGGAGGAAGCCGGCUAUAGUGAUGUUGAGAUGGAAUAG